Molecule: messenger RNA, 855 nt
Organism: Plenodomus lingam JN3
Lineage: Eukaryota; Fungi; Ascomycota; Dothideomycetes; Pleosporales; Leptosphaeriaceae
Source: RefSeq, a predicted model, not a curated record
AUGUCCCAAAAGAACUCAACUGCAAUCCACAUCGAUUCCCCCCUUCUUCCAACAUCUUCCUCAACCCUCCCCCCAAAAUCCUCUUGCAUCGCCGAAACCACUCCAUUACAACCACGCUUCCCCACCUUCCUAGACAGCCCAUCACCACCCCCAUCCCCAGAAACUCCCUCCCAGACAUAUCCCCCAACAUUCCUCCUCAGCCCCUCCCUCCUCUCCGAAUCAAGCGACUCACCACUCCUCUCUAAACACACUAGCAGCACACCCACCACACCCUCAGACUUCGGCGGCGCAUACCCCACCCCACGCACCAAUCUUCUUUCCCUAUACAGCCCCAGCACAGCGCUUCCUCGACUGUCAUGGUACUCGAGCUUUUCCACUGCUUCGACGUGUAUCGAGACGAACGCAGCGUACACAACGCAGCAGCUCAACGAGAUUCUGCCCGAUGAUAUGGAUUUUUAUUCUGAAGAUAUCGAAGGCUAUGGUUUGGGUUAUGAACCUAAUGCUAUGAGUGAUGCGGCAUGGAUGGAGCCGAGGGGGCUGGGGUUGGAGUUGCCAUUUAUUGCUGAGCGGGAUUUUGCUUACUAUCCGAAUCUGAGAGCGCGGAGUACGGAGAUGGCGGUACAGGCGGAGGUCUUUGGGGAUGUGGAGGACAAUGAUGUGCCAGUGAAGGAGAAGAAGGGUGGGGUUAGGGGUGUGGUGGGUAGGUUAGUGAGGAAAGGGCUUAGGAAAAUCAGGGUCACGCAAGAUGUACGGGAGAUUGAAUGGCAGUCCUAUGUAUCUGCAUUAUCUCGGGACGCUCUCAACAUACUCGUACUCGUCUUCGGAAUCUUCGCCUUCCAAGUGCUCAUAUCCUGA